Artibeus jamaicensis (Jamaican fruit-eating bat) is the source of this 4168-nucleotide messenger RNA. It is a transcript of the gene DCLRE1C, whose product is annotated as DNA cross-link repair 1C. Bases 68 to 2137 code for a protein of 689 amino acids. Gene Ontology annotation, biological process: protection from non-homologous end joining at telomere; double-strand break repair via nonhomologous end joining; interstrand cross-link repair. The transcript is spliced from 14 exons. Gene Ontology annotation, molecular function: 5'-3' DNA exonuclease activity; damaged DNA binding. Lineage: Eukaryota; Metazoa; Chordata; Mammalia; Chiroptera; Phyllostomidae. The record is from RefSeq and is a predicted model, not a curated record.
UGGGAGCGUUCCUUGGCUUCCGCGGCGGGCUUGUGGGGAGGCUAAUCCGCGGGGGUUGACUGGCGCUAUGAGUUGCUUUGAGGGACAGAUGGCAGAGUAUCCUAACAUCUCCAUAGACCGCUUCGACAGAGAGAAUCUGAAGGCCCGUGCCUACUUCCUGUCCCACUGCCACAAGGAUCACAUGAAAGGAUUAAGAGCCCCAGCCUUGCAAAGAAGGUUGGAGUGCAGCUUGAAGGUUUACUUAUACUGUUCGCCUGUUACUAAAGAGUUGUUGUUAACUAGCCCGAAGUACAGAUUUUGGGAGAAAAGAAUUAUAUCAAUUGAAAUUGAAACUCCUACCCAGAUACCUUUAGUUGAUGAAGCAUCAGGCGAGAAGGAAGAGAUUGUCGUGACUCUCUUACCAGCUGGUCAUUGCCCAGGAUCAGUUAUGUUUCUGUUUCAGGGUGACCGCGGAACUGUCUUGUACACGGGAGACUUCAGAAUGGCCAAAGGAGAAGCUGCCAGGAUGGAGCUUCUGCACUCUGGGGGCAGAGUGAAAGACAUCCAAAGUGUGUACUUAGAUACUACUUUCUGCGAUCCAAAAUUUCAUCAAAUUCCUAGUCGGGGAGAGUGUCUGAGUGGGAUGGUGGAGCUGGUUCGGAGCUGGAUCACGCGGAGCCCGUACCACGUGGUGUGGCUGAACUGCAAAGCAGCUUACGGGUAUGAGUAUCUGUUCACCAACCUUAGUGAAGAAUUUGGACUCCAGGUUCAUGUGGAUAAGCUAGACAUGUUUCGAAACAUGCCUGACAUCCUUCAUCACCUCACCACGGACCGCAGCACUCAGAUCCACGCGUGUCGCCACCCAAAGGCAGAGGAAUAUUUUCAGUGGAAUAGGUUACCCUGUGGAAUUACUUCCAGAAAUAGAAUUCCACUCCACACAAUCAGCAUUAAGCCAUCCACAAUGUGGUUUGGAGAAAGAACCAGAAAAACGAAUGUAAUUGUGAGGACUGGAGAGAGUUCAUACAGAGCUUGUUUUUCUUUCCAUUCCUCCUACAGUGAGAUUAAAGAUUUCUUGAGCUACAUCUGUCCUGUGAAUGCAUAUCCAAAUGUCAUUCCAUUGGGCACCACUAUGGAUAAAGUUAUAGAAAUCUUAAAGCCUUUAUGCCGUUCUUCGCAAAGCACUGAGCCAAAGUAUAAACCACUUGGAAAACUGAAGAGAGCUAGAACAACUCAGCUAGACUCUGAGGAGGAGGAGGAUGAUGAACAUGACCUCUUUGAUGAUCUUCUGCCAGUACCUUUAAGGCACAAAGUUCCAAUCCAGCCAACUCUUCACCCUAAGGUAUUUCAAAUGACUGCAGUAUCACAAAACCAGCCUGAAAAACUAGGACAGAGAACAGGAUGCAACAGAGCAGAGAGCAUGCAAACCUCUCUUUGGGCAAACUUUAUAGACUGUGAAGAAUCCAACAGUGAAAGUGAGGAAGAAUCACAAGUCCCAGCAUCAUUUCAAGGAGAUCCGUGUCCUGUUACACAUCACCAACAAAAGGCAGAUGCAGAAGUACCACAGUGGGAAGUCUUCUUUAAAAGAAAUGAUGAGAUGACAGAUGAUGGUUUGGAAAACUUCCUUUCCUCCACGGAGGGAGGGGGCUCUCAGUCGCCAAAGCUUUUCAGUGACUCUGAUGGGGAGUCAACUCACAUCUCUCAGAGCUCCUCCCAGUCCACACACAUCUCAGAACAAGGAAGUCAAGGCUGGGACAGCCAGCCUGACACUGUUUUGUUAUCUUCCCAAGAGAGAAACAGUGGGGACAUGACUUCCUUGAACAAAGGCGUCUAUAAACCAAAAAUCAAAGAGAAUCCUCCUACCUCUCAGAUGGAACAAAAUGUACUUUGCCCAAAGGACUCUUACUCUGAAGAUGUAACUCUAGUUCCCAGUGUUGGAGAACCAACUACUGUAAGCAGUGGGAAACACAUACCUCAGGAAAGAAGGUUGUCAACUCUUAGCACCAAUGCAGACUCACAGAGCUCCUCUGAUUUUGAAAUUCCCUCAACUCCAGAAGCUGAGCUACCUAAACGAGAGCAUUUACAGUAUUUGUAUGAGAAGCUGGCAACAGGUGAGAGUAUAGUACUUGACAAGAGAAAAAGCUCACUUUUAGAUACUUAAGAAUUCAUUCCAGAGCCACCACUAAAGAAACCUAUACAAAGAGGUAAUAGUCGAAAUCUUAAUAGAUAAAUUAAAAUGCUCAUAUAACCUAAAAGAAAGGAGUAAAGGGGAAACAGGAACAAAAAAGAGGGGAAAAAAACAGAAAACAAAUACAAUAUGUUAGGACUAAAUCCAAAUAGAUCAAUAAUUACAUUACAUGAAAAUGGCCUACACACACCCAUGAAAAGACAGUCUGGAAAAAUAAAACAUAACCCAACUAUAUGCUAUCAACAAACAACUCACUUCACAGGAUAUAGGUUGGCUAAAAGUAAAAGGAUGGGAAAUAUACCAUGACAGGUGGAGUGACAAUAAGAGGUGCAGUUCACUAAGAAGAUACAAUUUUAAAUGUGUAUGUACCUAAUAACAGCUUCAAAAUAUACAGGCACACCUCAGAGAGAUUGCAGACUGGGUUCCAGACCACUGCAACAAAGCAAAAAUCACAAUAAAGCGGGUCAAUGAAACUUUUGGUUUCCCAGUGCACAUAAAAGUUAUGUUUACACUAUAUUACAGUCUAUUAAGUGUGCAUAGCAUUAUGUCUAAAAAACCCAGCAUGCCUUAAUUUGAAAAUACUUUGCUAAAAAAUGCUAACCAUCACCUCAGCCUUCAGCAAGUUGUAGCCUUUGCUGGUGGAGGGUCUUGUCUCGAUGUUGAUGAGAACGCACUAUAGAAUGUGCUGUGAAGCGCAGUAAGACGAGGUAUGCCUGUACAAAGCACAAACAACUAAGAGGAGAAACUAAUGCACUAUUAUAGUUGGGACUUUUAACAUUCCUCUCACAGUAACAGUUAGUUUACAGGAAAUCAGCAAGACCAUCUACCAAAUGAAUCUCACUGAUACUCUAUCCAACAAGAAAAUACAUGUUUUUCAAGAGGACAUGGGGUAUUCGCCAAGAUAGAUCAUAUACUAGGUCAUAAAAACACUUCAAACUGAAAGAAUAAAAACUUGGACCUAUUACUAUAAACUGAUGGCUAUGGGAAAAGCCAGCCCCCUACUUAACUCAAGAGAUGUUACAGAAUUUACGAAUGUUGGUGUGAAUACAAUGGCAAAAUUAAAACUACAAAAUUUAGGACCUAAAGGAAAAUAAUUAAAUGGCCAAAGUAUACAUGUGUUCUAUGAGUCAUUCAACUUUCCUAAAGUCCAUCAAUAGGAUAUGAUUUUGCACAGUAUACAUGUGGAUUUUAUAUAGUUUUAUUAACUCAUUAACAAGCACUUUAGUAUGCUGACAUUUUGUAAAUUAAUGUAACAAAAGCUGAGAUUUCUCUUAAAACUAGUUUAAGUAGUCUCUAAAAACAACGUUUAUCAAUUCCACUAACAAGAUAUGCGUUAUCACUAUGCUGCAAGGUAAUUAGACCAACAGUAAGUAUUGGAUCCACAAGACUAAUUAGGGAACAAGACUUAUAGUUAGGGGGAGAGGAAAAUAACCGGGUACUCAGAGGAAGCAAAGCCAAGAGGACCAGGAAGCCAGUCCUCACUUUUCCAGAAGGGAAUAUUCCAUUCCCAAAUGUUGGAGGACAGAUUUGCCCCUGUCCAUUUACAUGGGGAAAAAUUAGACAGUGGCACCUAGACUUUGCAUUCAACUAAGAAAGUGACACAAGAGGAGGGAUGAGGGGAAGACACUGACAUCGUUAUAAGGGAUAGGGCUGAGACUAAGGACCUGAUCAUUUCUGAUUGGUAAGGACAUGCUGGGUCACAAUUUUAGGGAAGUAUCUACCCUGAAUUACUCAACAGUGUUUUAUCAACAUCUACACUGAUGGGAAUGGUCUCAGCACAGUAAGGUACCUGGAGCAAAAGAGUAUAAGGAAGGACACUAGGAGCUUUAUGGGAAUGCUGAACCUUUUUCCCUUGAUCAGCUGCUGCUCUGAGCUUUGGAUGAAUUACAAUCUGCAGACUUAAUAUACGGGGCAGGGCUAGAGUUGUAGUCAUUCCAUUUUGCCCAGUAGUAGUCUGAGUACUACUUCCUGAAUUCCAAGUGAAUAUAAAGGCUCUAGAGAGAA